Amborella trichopoda is the source of this 3482-nucleotide messenger RNA. Its product is annotated as putative receptor-like protein kinase At4g39110. Gene Ontology annotation, molecular function: transmembrane receptor protein tyrosine kinase activity; ATP binding. The record is from RefSeq and is a predicted model, not a curated record. Gene Ontology annotation, biological process: protein autophosphorylation. NCBI's taxonomy places the organism in Eukaryota, Viridiplantae, Streptophyta, Magnoliopsida, Amborellales, Amborellaceae. Gene Ontology annotation, cellular component: plasma membrane; plasmodesma.
AAGAGCCGCACAUGAAAAUCAUCCCUUUCUCCUCCGAGAAAGGCGCCCCAUCUCUCUCAUUUCAUUGGUUGAGUUGAUUCGGUCAUCUCAGUCCCUCCAGGGAGGAAAAGCAGGGCUCUGAUUUGCAAGAGAGAAAACCAAGUCCUUUGUUUUCUUUCUUCUUUCUCUUUGAAUUGUGGCCUCUCCCUGGAGAAAAAUAGCAGUGGAAUGAAUAAUGGGUGGUUGUAGGUGAUAUUUGCCCUCUCCUCUCCACCACCCAGCGAGGGAGAGGGGCUGCUGCAUAAGCCAUAGCUAGCAGGAAAAGAAAGAGCCUCUUUUUUUCCCUCAUCCUCCUAUCAUGGACACGCAGAUUAGGAUGGUGAUGGUGGUGGUGGUGGUGGUGGUGGCUGUGGUGGCGGGCACGAUGGAAGCAGCUCUUGGGUCGGUGGCGAGGUUCGAGCCGGCGGACAGCUACCUUCUUGACUGCGGGGCACAAGGAGGGAGCACCAAGGCGGACGAUGGCAGGAUAUUUAAGUCCGACACUCAGUCUACUUCCUUCCUCUCCACCCCUGAGGACAUCCAAGCCUCUGCCAAUGGCAACGCCUCCUCCCCCCUCUACCAAAGCGCCCGCAUCUUCACAGAGCAGUCGACCUACACAUUCUUUGUUUCACAGCCCGGAAGGCACUGGGUCCGCCUAUACUUCCUCCCCAUCCACCACCCUUACUACAACCUCUCUGAUGCCGUCUUCUCCGUCACAACUGACCGCAUCGUCCUCCUCCACAACUUUGCCGCUCGCAAUGUCGCUACCCCCGUGUUCAAGGAGUACCUCGUCAACCUCACCUCAGAGAGCGUCUCCCUUACCUUCACUCCCACCACCACCUCCAUUGCCUUCAUCAAUGCCAUAGAGAUUGUGUCUGCCCCUGACGCCCUCAUCUUGGACGACGCUUCAGCCCUCACGCCCGUGGGGGCCGAUUUUGGGGGCCUCUCGCAGUAUGCCCUCGAGGUGGUGCACCGCCUCAAUGUCGGGGGCCCUCUCAUCACCCCAAAGAACGACACCCUCUCCAGGACCUGGGCCCCUGAUAGCCCCUUCCUCGCCAUUCCCUCUGCCGCUCGUAACGUCUCCGUCUCCCCCGGCAUAAUUACCUACCCAGAGGGUGUCUCCCCUCUGCUCGCCCCCAACUGGGUCUACGCCUCCGCCCAGGAGAUGGCUGAGUCUGGAGUCGCAGCCCCCAACUUCAACAUCACAUGGGAACUCCCUGUUGACACCUCCUUCUCCUAUCUCCUUCGGCUCCACUUCUGUGACAUCGUCAGCAAGUCCCUCAACGACCUCUACUUCAACGUCUAUGUCAACGGUAGGAUGGCCACCUCCGGCCUCGAUCUCUCCACCCUCACCUCCGCGCUCGCUGUCCCCUACUACAAGGACCUUGUCGUCAAUGCUUCCGCACUCACCAGGCCCGGCAACAUGCUUAGGGUGCAAGUUGGUCCCAUGGGGGAGGGGAGCACCGGAGGCACCCCCAACGCCAUCCUCAACGGCCUCGAAGUUAUGAAGAUGAGCAACUCCGCCGGCAGCCUCGAUGGCUGGUUCUCGGUGGAGGGGUCCAGGAUCAUCUCCUCCCAAGGGAAGGGGAGUGGCAGCAAGCUGGCUGCGGGUGUCGGCUUGGCCAUGGCCCUUGGGGCCAUUGCCGGCGUGGGUGCCAUGGUGUUCCGCUGGUACCGCCGCCCCCAGGAUUGGGAGAAGAGGAACAGCUUCUCGUCAUGGCUGCUCCCCCUUCACGCCGGUGGCCACUCGAGCUUCAUGACCACCAGCCAGUUGGGGUCCCACAAGAGCGGUUACUCCAACUUCUACUCCUCCACCUUGGGGCUGGGCCGCUACUUCACCUUUGCAGAGCUGCAGGAGGCCACCCACGGCUUCGAUGACAAGGUGGUUCUCGGGGUGGGUGGCUUCGGCAAGGUGUACCUGGGGGACCUGGAUGACGGUACCAAGGUGGCGGUGAAGAGGGGGAACCCGAGGUCCGAGCAAGGGAUCAACGAGUUCCAGACCGAGAUCCAGAUGCUCUCGAAGCUGCGGCACCGCCACCUGGUGUCGCUCAUCGGCUAUUGCGACGAGCAGUCAGAGAUGAUCCUGGUAUACGAGUACAUGGCGAAUGGUCCCUUGCGCGACCAUUUGUACGGCUCCGGCCUCGGCCCGCUUUCCUGGAAGCAGCGGCUAGAGGUGUGCAUAGGCGCCGCCCGCGGGCUACACUACCUCCACACUGGGGCUGCGCAGGGCAUCAUCCAUCGUGAUGUGAAGACCACCAACAUCCUCCUCGAUGAGAACCUGGUGGCGAAGGUCUCCGACUUUGGCCUCUCAAAGACCGCCCCUACCCUCGAGCAGACCCAUGUGAGCACAGCCGUGAAGGGCAGCUUCGGCUACCUGGACCCCGAGUACUUCCGGCGGCAGCAGCUGACGGACAAGUCGGACGUCUACUCUUUCGGGGUGGUUCUCUUUGAGGUGUUGUGCGCCCGGCCAGCCAUCAACCCGGCCCUCCCCAGGGAGCAGGUAAACCUUGCAGAGUGGGCGCUCCAGUGGCACAGGAAGGGGCUGCUUCAGAAGAUCAUUGACCCCCACGUCAUUGGAAGCAUCAAUGCCGCCUCCCUGAAGAAGUACGUGGAGGCCGCCGAGAAGUGCCUGGCGGACUACGGCGUGGACAGGCCAUCCAUGGGUGACGUCCUCUGGAACCUUGAGUAUGCCCUCCAGUUGCAGGAGGCCGCUUCCUCCGCUGUAGGGGAGGAUGAUCCCAGUGCCAACCACAUAUUACACCAACAGCGCCCCCCCACAGUGUUGGACACCACCGCCAAGGGCAGCCACAGCCGCAGCAGCAGCGAUGACGAAUCCGGUCCCACCCUCAGCAGCCCCAUGUUCGCUCAAAUGGCUGGCUGUCAAGGAAGGUAACUAGAGCUAAAUGCGAAUCCACACGAGGGAACCAAAAUCAUCAUCAUCACUUGAUUACUGUUGGUAAUGGCUCUGGUUCAAAAGAAAGGAAGAUCUCUUCCUCUCUUACUCUCUAAGUUGUAUUCUAUCAUCCAUCUCUCUGUCUCUCUCUCAAAAACACAAGGCGAAGCAAAGAAGUUCUUUCUGAUUUCAUUUGUGUAUGUGUAAUCAAAACCACUUCACGAUCAUCAUCACCCCCCAGAGGCAUUGUUGUUGUUCAAGAAUAGUUCUCACUGCCUGCUGCACCUCAAUAAUAAGUAUGUAUCCAUUGAGUGUGUGUGUGUUUGUUUGUUGCUUAUGAAAUGAAGGUAUGAAACUACUUUUGUAGUCGGAGAGUGCAGUUAUUAUUAUUCAUUAAGGAUAACUGAACUACUACUACCAUGCUUUUUGUUUGAUGUAUUAUGUACAUUGUCAUCCUCUGUGGCCAUUUGUACGCCAUACUCUUUCCUUGCUACAAAUUACAUGAGUGGGUUUUAUGAUUCCUCUUCAUUGUGCUUAUCAGCACAUAUGCAAUGGAAUCUAGUUGUAUUCA